AUGUCAGCAGUAAAUAAUAUCGAUGGUUCAUGGCUCAUUGCAGUCCACGGAGGUGCAGGCUACCAUAGUACAGAUACGCCUUCAGAAAGGGCUGUCAAGUAUGCGUUACGCUCGGCAUGCAGCUCAGCUAUAGAAAUAUUGAAGAAUGAAAGAGGGGAGAGCACAAGUGCAGCUGAACGUGCUAUAUGCGUCCUUGAAGACGAUGCUUGUUUAAAUGCCGGUUACGGUUCUUACUUAACUAUCGACGGAAACGUAGAGUGCGAUGCAUCAAUAAUGAACGGUGCUACGCAUGAAUUUGGGAGUGUUGGCGCUGUUCAAGGCGUCAAGAAUCCCGUUUCUCUUGCUUCAGCAAUAAUGCAGAAUUCUACGGAACCACAGCCUCUUGGACGUGUUCUACCUCUAACUCUUGUCGGGCCAGGAGCUCACGCCUUUGCCGAAUCCUCAGGCCUGCAACUCAUUGAUCCCAAUUCACUGAUUUCAGAACAAGCCCGUAGAGAAUGGGAGAAGUGGAAAACGCGAUUUGAGAGUUCCGUAACGUCAGUCCAAGGACCGAAUAUACCGGAGUGUCGUUCUAGAAACUUCACGUUUGCUACGACCUCCGAAGCGGAAAGCUCGCAUCUAGAAGAUACCGUCGGCGCAGUUGCUUGCGAUAUGAGUGGUAGGAUGGCUGCUGGUGUCUCAAGUGGUGGCUUGCUACUCAAAUAUCCAGGGCGCAUAGGAGAGAGGCAGCAGUCUUCGGUGCUGGUGUCUGGGCUCAUUCACCUCCCAAUGCACCUACUGGUGUAGCGUGCAGUGUAUCAGGUUCGUCAUGUAUCAAAGUACUGGCGAAGCGAUUAUUCGUUCGAUCUUUGCGCGUACGCUCGCACAAGCUCUCAGUGCAGUGCCUCCAGAAGAUACACAUAACGUUCUUUGUUCACAGCUUGAAGCGUUUUGUGAGGAAAACGGUGCACGCGAAGAGGCGAACGUAGGCGUGCUCGUUCUAACAAAGGAACCCAUUGAUAUUGAUAUGGACGACGAGAACGCGUCAAGUUCAAGUUCAGACGAUUUCGAUUCCGACAUAGAAGUUGACCCACUUCCGCGUCCGACCUCUGAGGUCAAGGAUUAUGAUAUGAAGGUUGCCAGCAGUUCAGCUCCACAAGUUCCCAGCGAAAACCGCGCGGGACAACAACACAAUCCGCAAACCGAAAACCUGGAAAGGAUUCAAUCCAGGAAUACCAACACCAACACUAAUACUAGUAUUAAAUUACGACUCUGGUGUGCUUUCACAACGCCAAGCAUGGCAAUAGGGUAUGCAUCUUCACAAGACGAGAAACCACGCGUAUGUCGUACUUCUCCCUCGAUACAAUCAAAUUAA
Fomitiporia mediterranea MF3/22 is the source of this 1354-nucleotide messenger RNA. Its product is annotated as N-terminal nucleophile aminohydrolase. Gene Ontology annotation, molecular function: threonine-type endopeptidase activity. NCBI's taxonomy places the organism in Eukaryota, Fungi, Basidiomycota, Agaricomycetes, Hymenochaetales, Hymenochaetaceae. The record is from RefSeq and is a predicted model, not a curated record. The transcript is spliced from 9 exons. Gene Ontology annotation, biological process: protein maturation. Bases 1 to 786 code for a protein of 261 amino acids.